CUGCAAUCUCUCGCUGCAGUCUUUGUUUCGUUGCAUACGUCUGCGAACCCUUUCAUAGUCGGCUUGAAUCCCUUCCUUACUGCUGCUUCCAUACUGCACAUCCACUGUGGUCCCGGAGACCCUGCAGAUCUUCCGAGCUAUGGCUCCGCAGCUAAAUCUGGGCUCCCACGCCCUCCUCAUCCUGGGCCUCUUGCUCGUCCUGCUCCCGACUCACACCUACGCCUUUGGCGCCGGAAAUAUCGCUUCUAUCUCCGCGGUGGAGGGCAAGAACUGGCGUCAUGGAGAUAUCGAGGACAUGCUCAAGACGGUCGCCUUCAUCAAAGGCCAUAAAUGGACCUCAACUAUGGUCAAGCGCGUCUACUUCGGGAACUGGCUGCGUGACUACUCGCAGGCCAUGGAUGUCGGUACCCUCAAGAGCCUCCCGGCUGACACCAUCCGUAUCCUCGUUUGGAUCCUGUCCUUCAUGACUUUCGGAUAUGCAACGGCUGAGUUUGAGGUAACCUCCGAAAGAUUGGGCGUCUACCGCCCUGAGGAACACAUCGACAACCCGAAGGAUUAUGCCGACAAUCAGGAUGCGCGCCAGUAUGAUAAACGCUUGCGAGGGCCCAUCCGCCCGGUGGAACUCGAAAUCGACCCGGAAACCGGCAUGAAGAACUACAUCGCCAAUGAACGUGGAGACUGGACUACCAGCUCUGCAUAUAUCAAGUACAGCUUGGCUCGGAGCAUUCACUAUGGACGCACAUACACUCACGGCAGAGACAAGGGCAACGAGGCAGACCUUUGCGAGGCCCUGCGGUGCCUGGGUCAGGGCCUCCACACUUUGGAAGACUUCGCAGCACACACCAAUUACUGUGAGCUUGCACUCCGCGAGAUGGGCUUUAAGAACGUCUUUCCGCACACGGGUGUCAACACGGAGUCGAACGUUCGUGGCCAUCGGGUCUUUCCGCUUGUGACGGGAACCUUCGGUAUGGUGGACUUCUUCCAUUCCGUUCUGGGAGAAGCCACCGACCAUUUCACCCAGUCAGAAGUCAAUGAGAUGGAUAUCGCCCUUGGCGAUGCCCAAAAUAACUCGUCUGCUAACGCUCUUGGUGCAUUCACGAAUCUGUUGGGCGGCAUCCCAGGAACGAAGGAUCUCGUUGAAGAGGCCGAGGAGCUCAAGCGUCGCUCGGAGGCUCAGGCAUCUGCGAAUCGGAGCAGUGGUGCUCGCGAAGGAUAUGGUGCUAGCAAAACUUUUGCUAGCGGAUAUGACUCUCAGCGCUCUCGAGGCUUUGAUGAGUUCGAGUCGCAGCUUUCGCGGGGCUUCGAUGACGUCGGGUCUCAGCGCUCCCGGGGCUUCGACGACAACGAGACAAGCAACUACAGGGCCGGCGAAUCCGCACGGCCCCAUUCAAGUGGGGAAUCUGGUGGAUCAGGGCUGCCAGACUUUGAUGCGAACAAGACGAUUAAGCAGAUCUAUCCCAUUCUCGAAUUCAGAGACAAGGUGGUUCGCAAACUUACCUCGAUCAUCGAGAAGAUUCCCGGGCUGGAGGCUGUUGUUGAGAAGAUCACGGAGACUCUGACUGUUUUCAUCAUGUCUCUCCUUGCCCCAUUCAUCCGUCCCAUCAUCAAUGCUGCUUCCAAGUCGCUGCAAGCCGGCUCUUCUGGCGUGAUUGAUGCUUCCGGCCAGCAUCAGUACGAGCCCUGGACGGAUCCUGAUUGUACCGAUCCCACCCACUCUAUGUUGUCCAAGGAUCACUUUGCCAACAUCCUCAACGAGCCCGCUGGUCAGGUUGCUUCUGCUAUUCUCAAGUACGUGGCGCCGCGUGUCCUCCGUGCUUGGGAGAAUAUCAACAUCUCGGAGGAUCAAGUCGUAGAGGAUUGCUUGAAGGUGUUCCACCACCCUGCUCUUCGAGAUAAUCGGAACGAGGCUCAUCGGAGUAUGUUCGAAGCCGUCGAGUCUUGGGUCCAGUCCAGAUCCGACAGAGGCUCAGGACUCAACGACAUCCUGAGCGCUGAAGGUGUGAGGGCAGGCAAGAACACAGGCGGUGUCCCUCACACUCAUGGCGGUAGUGGGAACAAUUCUGGACACUCUCAGCAGCAACGUCCUCCUUCCUCGCAGCAGCAGCAGCAGGGUACUAGUUCACCGUUUGGAAAUCUUUCCAACCUGCCCAUCCCUGGCAUCUCGAAUCUCGGUAAUCUUAACAGUGCUUUCUCCAACCUGAUGGUCGGCGGCUCGUCGAGAAAUGAGGAUUCCGCGCAGGCUGAGGGCUCAGCAUACCAGACAUCCUAUUCGAGCCAACAGCAAUCUUAUCAAUCUCAGCAACAGUACCAGGGACAGUCCUAUUCCAGCUAUGAGCAGUCGUCAUAUCCCCAUCAGCCAUCGCGUCCUUCGUACGCUGAACAGACCCCUGGGUAUGAAGGAUCCUAUGGGCGACCUCGUCCUCAAGAACAGCGGCCAGCCUACUCUGGGCAGUCCUAUGGUUCUUACGAGCAGUCUCGUCCUUAUGAGUCGCGUUCAUCGGACCCCAGCAGCCAAGGUUACGACUACGACCGCCCUAGCGAGGAGUCCCACCAUCACCACCAUCAGCAACGCCCCUCCCACUCCAAUCAAGGGUAUGAAUAUGGAGAGUCGGAUGGCGGCCACCAUCACCGACACGGUGACCACCAUCACCCCCCUGGACCUCCUCCCCCUGGCCCGCCAUAUGGCGGUUAUGGGGGCAAUGGCUACAGCGGUGGCUACAAUCAGGGCUAUAGCUCGGGUGAGUACCGCUACUGAGCGGGCACCGCAG
Molecule: messenger RNA, 2768 nt
Organism: Aspergillus saccharolyticus JOP 1030-1
Lineage: Eukaryota; Fungi; Ascomycota; Eurotiomycetes; Eurotiales; Aspergillaceae
Product: Het-C domain-containing protein
Exons: 4
Coding region: 140-2755 (871 amino acids)
Source: RefSeq, a predicted model, not a curated record